Messenger RNA from Brassica oleracea var. oleracea, 1176 nucleotides. RefSeq names its product putative F-box protein At1g50870. Gene Ontology annotation, molecular function: protein binding. The transcript has a single exon. The coding region runs from base 1 to 1176 and encodes 391 amino acids. The record is from RefSeq and is a predicted model, not a curated record. Lineage: Eukaryota; Viridiplantae; Streptophyta; Magnoliopsida; Brassicales; Brassicaceae.
AUGGAUCAGCAAGAAGAAACAAUCGAACAAAUCAACAAAAAAAGAAGAAAACAAUCAACAUUUACUUUUCCUCUCGAUCUAAUCUCAGAGAUACUCUCAAAGUUGCCGGCAAAAUCUGUUGGCAGGUUUCGUUGUGUUUCAAAGCUCUGGUCAUCAAUCACCACCGCUCCGUACUUCAUCAACAAGUUCGAAACUCAAUCCAGACAAAAGAAGCCAAGUCUUCUUGUCACCUUCAAAAAAGGUGACAGGUUGUUUGUUUUCUCGAUUCCACAAGACCGCCAGUCUUCAAACGAACCUCAUACGAUUCCUUCUCAGCCUGUUCACAGUUAUCAUAUGACAUACCCUAAAUCACGUCGCUUCUUUCCUAGGGCAUCUGUCCACGGCUUGAUCUGCUGCUUUCAAAAAGCAAAAAAACUCAUAAUCUGGAACCCUACAACGAGAAAGUUGUACACCCUAACCAAACCCGAAAAAAGAUGGAAGUAUGCAACAUUUUUAUUAGGAUAUGAUCCAACUGAUGCUAAAUACAAAGUUUUGUGCAUUCGUUUUGGUGAAACCACUGACGAGGGUUGUGUUUUAACAUUGGGAUCAGCUCAAGAAUCAUGGAGAAGGAUCAAAACCAACCAUAAGCAUUAUGUUUACACUUACCCUGCCUAUGUAUGCACUAACGGCUUUAUUUACUAUACAGCAUAUGCUGACAAGACAGAUAGAAUUGGGUUUAUAAUGAGCUUUGAUGUCAGAUCUGAAAAGUUCCGUAUGAUAAAAUAUCCGUGGAAUGCUUAUUGGUAUUUUUCUGUACUCACAUAUCAGGGAAUGCUCGCUUGUCUUAGAAGUAAUAUUCCAGGUCAUAGCAUAACAUUGUGGAUUUUACAGGAUGCAGAGAAACAUGUUUGGUCUCCUAAAAACUUUCUUGUGCCCUUUCAUUACUAUGAUCAGAGUUUGAAACUAGUGUGCAACUUAAUUGGUAUCACGGAUGCAGGCGAGAUUGUUUAUGUACCAGAAAGGUGUUACAAAUCGUUUUAUGUUAUAUAUUAUGAUUCGGAGAGAAACAAGUUCCACAGAGUUGAGUAUAAAGGAAUCGCAGACGAUGAAUCAAGGCUCAAGAAUGGACUUGUAAGAAGUCGUCUGUUUAAUAUCCCUAUUGUCAGGAAUCACAUGGAGAGUCUCAUGUCUUUUUAA